This is a messenger RNA of Monopterus albus (swamp eel), 805 nucleotides long. RefSeq lists its product as uncharacterized. The record is from RefSeq and is a predicted model, not a curated record. NCBI's taxonomy places the organism in Eukaryota, Metazoa, Chordata, Actinopteri, Synbranchiformes, Synbranchidae.
UUGCAAAAUGCUUGGUAGCUUGUCUCCAUCUUGUGAUGCUGAUGAAUCAUUUUCUUUUCAGAACCGUGCAAGCAGAUUUGUGUGUGGCCAAUCUGGCUGUAAUGUUGAAUGGCCUUACGAGGAGGUUUGUAAAAUGGCUCUAUUGACCCCUGAAGAAAUGAAGGACUUUGAAACAAAACUGGCCUCCAAUGCAUUUCCUAUGAAAUCAUGUCCUGGAUGCAGAUCUUCAGUCGUGAGAAAGAAUGAAUCUAAUCUGAGGGUCCACUGCACAGUGUGCACAACCAACAAAGGACGGACCUUUGAGUUCUGCUGGCAGUGCCUGAAGGAGUGGAAGGGUCCAGCUCCACGUUCAGACCGCUGUGACAAUGAUGGCUGCUGCAAUGUGGCACUAAAACUAUUGAGAGAAUGUUCAGAUAUAAGCUUUGAGUCUGUGAAGGGGGUCGAGGGAUGUCCCUCAAUCCGAUCUUGCCCAACAUGUGGGGCACUGGUGGCGCACUGCAGAAAAUACUGUAAAAAUGUUGUUUGUCCCCGAUGUACGGUGGAGUUCUGUUUUGUGUGCCUGAAGCUCACUCAGAAGAAAAUAGAUCUCAAGGGCUAUUUCACACUUUGCUCCAGUGGUGUUGCUCCUAGACAGACAUCCAUACCGGUGUGGCAAAAAUAAUGUAACCAGCACUGAGCUGUAUACGUUUAUGCUUUUUUAUGUAAGAAUGACUUGCAUGUAUACGUGUGCCUUUGCUGUAUUGUCCAAUUUUUGUGGUUCUAAAAUCUUAUUUCUUCAAACAUCUGACAAAUAAACAUUUUGCUU